Messenger RNA from Cadophora gregata, 438 nucleotides. RefSeq lists its product as uncharacterized. NCBI's taxonomy places the organism in Eukaryota, Fungi, Ascomycota, Leotiomycetes, Helotiales, Ploettnerulaceae. The record is from RefSeq and is a predicted model, not a curated record. Bases 1 to 438 code for a protein of 145 amino acids. The transcript has a single exon.
AUGGCAACCAACGCCCAAGUCUGUCCCGUCGUAGGAACAACAAACACCAUCCUCCCCCCAUCCCACCCCGACUUCGACGCCUCCAAGCCCGGCCUCGUCUGCCCCGUCACCAACGCCUCAACCGACCAUCACCACCAACUGCACAAGCACCCUGGUCUCCCACCCAAUAUCUCAGACAAGGACGCCAAGUCCUGCCCAGCUCUGAAGGACCAGAUCAACAACGAAGAGAACAAGGCUUUGGACGAGGGGAUUUGCCCGGUUGUAGGACCGGUCUCGACGGUCCUCCCGCCGGAUCAUCCUACGCCGAAGGAGGGAGCGGAGGUUUGCCCCAUUACGAAGGCGACGUUGAAGCAUCACAAGGAUAAGGUUGUUAGCCAUCCGUCUGUGGAGGGAGCCGCUGAGGGUGCGGUUUGCCCUGUUGUUGGGAAGAAAGCGUAA